AUGACUUCUCAAGGAGGAUUAGGAACGACUUCCGUUCAAGUUGCGCUUCGAAUUAAGCCACUUACGGCUGAAGAUAUAGAGAAAUUACCAAGUCGAUUUCAACGUCAGGUCAUAACAACUUCAUAUACUCCCGGUCAGGUUAUAGUCGAAAACGAAAAAAGACCAAUUUUUCAGUAUGAUUAUGUGUUUGGACCCGAGGCAUCGCAGGAAGAUGUUUAUAAUAAAUCAGUAACGAAUUUACUCGGGAAAUUUCUCGAAGCAUACGGUCAAACUUCUUCUGGAAAGACGUACACAAUGGGAACAUCAGAUGAAGCGUCCGUUCCAAAUAAAUCGCAAGGAAUUGUUCCUCGUACAAUGUCAGCAUUAUUUGAAAAAAUUAAAUCCGAACAAUACAAAACAUCGAAAUUUACUAUUAAGGUUUCAUUUAUUGAAAUACAUAAUGAAGAUUUAAUUGAUCUUCUUGGACAAGGUGAAGAAGAAGAAAGACCACCAGUUACAAUUCGUGAAGAUUCUAAAGGCAAUAUUUAUUGGACCGGUUUGCAGGAAGUUAAAGUAAAUAGUGUGGAGGAUGUUAUUAAACAAGUUGGAUUUACGGAUAUGAAUGCAAAAUCCUCCAGAUCGCAUGCAAUUUUCUCUGUUACAAUGAUACAUAAAAAAUUUGUACCAUAUGGACCCAUGGGUGGACCACCUGCCACACCUCCACCCGAUUCAACAAACCUAGAUCUUCGUAGUCCUUCGCCAAAAGUUAGUUCAAAUUAUGGCGGAUAUGAUGAGGGCGAAUGGGAAACAAUAACUAGCAAAUUUCAUUUCGUUGAUUUAGCUGGAAGCGAAAGGUUAAAACGCACUUCCGCGAGUGGAGAUCGAGCAAAAGAAGGAAUAUCUAUAAAUUCUGGAUUACUUGCGUUGGGAAAUGUAAUUUCGGCCCUUGGUGAUCCAAAUAAAGCGAGACAUAUGACUCACAUUCCUUAUAGAGAUUCAAAACUUACACGUCUAUUACAAGAUUCUCUUGGAGGUAAUGCGCAGACUUUAAUGAUCGCUUGUGUAUCACCAGCCGAAUAUAAUAUUCAUGAAACAAUAAGUACACUUAAUAAUGGAACUAUCAGUCCGGGUAGAAUUACACCCACCACACCUACCACACCUAAUAGUAUUCAUACUAAUGGAAUUAGACUUCCAAGUAGUAGAAGCAAUUCAGUAACAUCACUUCCAGGUAUUCCAGGUAGAAGUACACCUACUUCUAAUAAUAAUAAUUCUAAAAUUUCUGGAAGGUGUACACCAACAUCUGGAAUUCCGGGAAGAAGUACACCAACAUCAGGUAUUCCUGGUAGGAAUACACCAACUGCAAUAAAUACAGGAACGCCAGGGCGUAGUAUGUACAAUAAUAUUGUUAAUGGUAGGGAACCAGUCAAUCGAAUGAGACCAGGGUCACCUUUGACCACAUUUCCUCAUAGUAAUAAUUUACAAACUCAUAAAGAGAAAGAUAAAGAAGUUGAAGCAUUGGAAGAACAAUUAAUGUUACUUCAACGAUCAUAUGCAGAAUUAUCACAGAAACAUGCAAAGACAUCAGCUGAAUUAGCUUUGCAUCAAGAUAAUCAAGAUAACCAAGAUAACUAUGAUGAAAUGGAGAAUAAUCGAAAUGAACCGCAAGGUAAACAAUAUGACGUUAUUAUUUCAACACUUGAAAGUGAACAUGCAAUGACCAAGGCAGCAUUAAAUCUUACGGAAACAAUAUUGCAAGAGAAAGAUGAACAAAUAAAUGAAUUAGAACAAGUUAAUGAACAAAGUAAAAGCAAAAUCGCAGAUCUUCAAAAACAAAUCAAAGAAUUUGAAGCAAAUCUUCAGAAACUUGAAGUAGAAAAUUCGAUUAAAAUACAACAACGAGCAGAUAAUCGACGAGAAAGUUUUAUAAGUGAAACGGUGCAAUUAUUGGAAGAACGUAUAAUCAGUAAAGAUGAAUAUAUCGGUCAAUUAGAGAAAGAAUUAAAAGAAUAUAAAACGGCGAUAAAGGAUCGAAUAACGAAUACGAAUGAAGUAGAAAGCAAAGAACAAUUAAAGGAAGAAUUGGGAGAUCGAAAUCUAAGGAUUGCACAACUUGAAUCGAAAGUUAACCUUUUGGUAGAUGAAGUUAAUAAAUUGCAAGAAAUGCAAUUUCAAGAAGAGAAUCAAGCGGGAUCAUCAAAUUCCGAAGAAAUAAUUCAAAAACUUCGGGAAGAAAUUUUAUCAUUAAGACAAACGCAUAUGGAAACGCUGAAGGAAUUAAAUGGGACAAAGGAAAAAUAUGAAAAUGAAAAUGAAAAUUUAAAAAUUUCUCUUGAAAAUGCGUAUUCUCAAUUAAGAGUUGCAACAGCAGAAAAUCCGCCAUUACAAGCAUUUGAUGCAGAACAAUCAUCACUUCUUACAAUGGAAGCUAGAAUUUCAGAAUUACGAAAAGAACAUAGACAAACAGUUACUGAAAUUAAAGAAUCCAAGUUUAAAUUUCAGGUUAGUUAA
Diversispora eburnea is the source of this 2487-nucleotide messenger RNA. The record is from the annotation of a GenBank genome assembly. Lineage: Eukaryota; Fungi; Glomeromycota; Glomeromycetes; Diversisporales; Diversisporaceae.